AAUCAUUCUCCAUUUUUAUUAUUAAAAGAAGUCAGUUAAAAAACAAUUUACACUGAUAUUCUGCAAAAGGAAAACCUAAUAUAGAAAUGAUUUUACGCUUUUUAAUAGCGUUAUGUUCAUUUUUUGUAUUAAUAAAAAGUAAUCUAGUAUUUGGACAAGAAGAUUCGAAAGAAAUAGAGUAUUUAUUUUUUACGCCAAAUCAUGAUGACGUCUACGAUUAUGCGUUCUUUACAACUGAUUUCGAAAGACUAGUUAUUAAAAUUAAAGCUGAAAAUGAUGCUCAUUUAUUAUUUCCCUCAAAUCCUGAUUUUAACAAGUUAAAAACUGGAAGAUAUUACGAAAUUAUUAUUGGCGGUAGCAGAGGAAGGAAACUAUUUAUGAGAAAUGAAACAAGUCAACCAAUCAACGAUUUUAUUCCUAAUUUAUUAGAUAAGAAUAAGUUUUUAACCUACUGGAUUACUUGGUCAAAUAAAACACUUGUUAUUGGAAGGGGUAGUGAAUUCGGUAAAAAUCAAAUAGGUAAAAUGAUUGAUGAAGGGAUUAAAUUUCAAGUUGCUGGAGUUGCUCUAAAUACUGGUUUUGGUUCUGAUGGACAAUGGAAAGUUCUUAAAGACUAUACAAAGGAAGUAUUUUUAAAGACUGGGUCAAAGAGACCAUUAUAUAAAACAAUAUGGAGAAAUUUCAUUCCUGAACGUACUACGCAUACAUUCUAUUUUAGAGUAAAAGCCUGCAGCGAUGUAUUAAUUUUAUUAUCGGAAGAGGAAGAUCAAUUAAAUAGUAUAAGGGAAAUUAUUAUUGGAAAGGAUAAUAUGAAAAGCGGAUUUAGAUUUAAUAGAACUAUGGAUUAUACUUUUAUAUCAACUACACACAUUCUAUCAUGCGAUGAAAAUAGAGACUUUAAUCUCUAUUGGAAUGGUAGAGAAGGUACUUUUGAAUUGGGUUCAUUAAACAAAAGAGGAAAUAUUCUAAGUUGGACGAAAGAUUUUGAUUUUAAACCUAAAUAUGUUUCUGUCUAUUCAUCUGAGAAUAAAACUGCAAUUUGGGAUUUUCCAGAUUCCAGAGGCGAUCAAUGGACCAUUAAAACCGAUAGGGAUACCAUCUCAACAAGUUCAUCCAUCGAUGUACAAUAUAAGACUUUCUUUCCAUUUGACAUACGAUCUUGUAAUACAAAUGUUUCAAUUGAUCUCUUUAAUGAACCAGAUGAGAAAGUAAAGUUUCGAUUGAAAAUUAGCUCUGUUAAUGGAAAAAUAUCCCUAGAUUUAAUGUUUUUAGCCAAUAAUACGGAAUAUAAGAAUCUGUCUUCAGAUACUAACGAAAAGGCGUUAGAAUGUUUUAAAUAUAGAUCUCUAUGGUUAAGUUGGUCUAAUAAAAAUAUUACCUUUGGUAAAGGAUUAGAUGAAGACCAAUUUGUAAUUGCUACUUGGAGUACUGAUGAAAUAUUUCGACCUGAUAAGCUUUAUGUUAGGAAUGUAGAUAAACAACAGGGAGGAUAUAUUCAGUGGAAAUUCGAUAGAGAUAAUGCGCUAGGAGAAAGGAUUCAAACAUUAUCCACACAGAGGCCUAUCUAUGAUGAAGUUUGGUUAAAUGUUAGAUCAAAGAGGCAUUACGUUGUAUUUGGAUUGAAAGGAAAUGCCGAAGCUCUUGUAUUAGCAGCAAGAUGGCAAGGAAUAGCUUCUGUAGAUGUUUACGAAAUAGUACUUGGAUCUCGAAGGAAUACAGGAGUCCAAUUGAGGAAGGGAGAAGUUGUUAUUGAAAGCCGUUGGAUAGAUGAUGGAAUUUUAAUAAGAACUCAACCAACUAAGCCAAAUUCAAAUUUAAUAGACAAAUAUAAAUCAUCAUGGAUUCUUCUCGGUUCAAACAUUGCUGUAUUUUCAAUUAAAACUUGCCACUCUGCUUCCAUAAUUUUAAGCGAACAACUUAAACAAUCUGACAAAAAUUCUUACGAAUUCAUUAUCGAUGAUACCAAUGGAAAAAUAUCAAUUAAAAGAUUUGAGGGAAACGAUAGUGUUAAUAUUACAACAAAAUUAUUUGGAUAUCCAUUAUUGAAUUGUAUGGAACCAAGAAAGUUUUGGAUUAGUUACUACGAUAAGGGUUUCAACUCGUCAAUGUAUACUGUUAAAUUGGGAAGAGGUUCUACGACGUCACAAAAUACUCUUAUCGAAGGAGAUUUUCUAAAGUUAUCAAUUACUGCUGCAUCUUUUGCAACUGGAGAAAGAAACAUUGGUGAAUGGAUUAUUAAUGAACAUAUAGUUUCGUCGUUUUAUCAUCAUUCCUCAAAUCUUAAUUCGUAUGAUAGUUCACCUUGGAUAUCGGUACCUAAUAGAGGAGGCUUAAACUUUAGAGUAAAGUCUAAGGAUAUAGCGUCCUUAGUGAUUUCGACUAAUAGAGAUAUUUCAGAGGAGUCAUUUGCAAAGGAAUUUGAAAUAAAUAAAAGAGGAAGAGUUAAUUACACGUCUGGUGGACUUUUCUUUUUAUCACCUCCUGAUGGAAAUGUUGUAAAGGGUCUUAGUACAGAUAUUCUUUUAUCAGACACAAGCUACUCCGACUAUUGGCUUAUGUGGGACUCUAAUGUACUUUGGGGUGGAAAGGGUCAAAAUGUCGGCUCUGGAGAAAAACUUAAUAUUAUCUUUAAACCAGAUAGAGCAGGUUUAACAUCAAAUAAAAUAGCUUUGUCAUCUAAAAAUAAUACAGGCGAUUGGAUCUUUGACAAUGAUUUGUAUUACGAGGAUGUGGCAUCAAUUAUCAAUUCACCUUUAGCUCCUGCAUUUAAUAUUAUAGUAUCACUCGAUAGAGGUCAAACAGCAAUAAUUGUCGCUGUUAGAUCCUGUAAAGAAGCCUACCUACAACUACAUGAGACAACUGUUGAUAUUCUUAAUGCGUUUACGUAUCAGAUUAUCUUUGGAGGAAAUGAUAAUACAAAGAUACAAAUAUUUAAAGCAAAUAAUUUAGUAAAGGAGAAAACACAGGUUGAUAUGUUAUCUUGCGAUGAAUUCCAUUAUUUUUGGAUAACUUGGUCAGAUAAUAUGCUGAAAGUUGGUCAGGGUCCAAAUUAUGGAGACAGGCAGCUAAUAGAAACGCCGAUACAGGAAAGAGAACAUUUAAUAGCAUAUAGUUUCUUUGCUGAAAAUGCGGUUGAUAUGGCUAUACCUCCGUCCUCUUGGAGGAUUCGAAAAGAAAAAGAUCAUUGGAUAACUGUAGUAACUAAAACCGCUAGACUUGAUGAAUUCUGGUACUCAAUGAAACAUAAAACAUCUUCUAUCUUUAGUGCCAAAAGUUGUCAGGGAAUUCAAGUUGUUUUAAUGAAAUAUAAGGGUAUUGUAAGCAGGGAUUCACUAGUUGUAAAAGUUUCCGUGACAAGAGUUACCCUAUCUUUGAACGGAGUUGUUAUCUUUGAGAAACGAGGAAGAAGAUUUCUCAACUGCUAUAAUGAACAAGCCUUUUAUACGGAUUUUUGGGUGCAAUUUCAAAAGAAAAAAGAAGACGACUCUGAAAUAAUUCUAUUCGGAAAAGGCAGAUCUGUUGGUAGUGUGGUUUUAGCUCAUUACGAGCCCGAUAAGAAACAAUUAUGGAAUGGUAUAAGAGGUAUUGGACUCGCCUCUGGUAUAUACGACAAUACAGUUCAAUGGAAAUUGAAUGGCUAUAGAAAUCCCUACUACUCCCUCUGGACUGGUGUACCUUCAAACAAUUCAAACGUUGUAUACCUAGAUCCCAGACAAAGGAACUAUAUAACAUUUUCUUUGAUGGUUUGUCAAAGCGUUAAACUACUACUUUUGCGGUCACCUCCAUUAAAUACGAAUUCGGAUAGUAUUGAAUUUAGUGUUGGAAAUACUGAUAAUAUUAUCGUACGCUUAUCAGACCAGCAAAAUCCUUAUUUUAUCAGUUCAAAUAUCUUUUUAAGUUGCAAUGUUCAGCAACAGUUCUGGAUAGAAUGGGAAUCUGAUGUUUUAAAAAUUGGUAUUGGAGAGCCAUUCUUAAGAAUUUUGGAUGAUAUUACAGCAAGCAUAACAAAUUAUACUGCUUUUGCAUUGCAAUCCUCUUCUCAAGCAGAUCAAGGACGAUGGUUGUUUGAUCAACAACAAUCCAAUCAUCUCCAACAAUUAACUAAGCCAAAUAUGAAUUUAAGAGAUUUAUGGGUUCCUGUUAAAGAGAAAUUUGUAGUUUUGAAUGUAAUUAGUGAACACAAACUUCAUAUUCUACUUGCCGAAACGUCGCGAAUUUAUGAUAGAAAUGCCUAUCAUAUUGAAAUAUUGAAAACUAAGAUAUCAAUCAGGGAAGGUUUAUGGGGCCAUAUAAAAGCUAGCAGUAAUAUAACAAGUGUACUAAGUAACAAGUGGCCAAGGAGUUUAUGGAUAGCUUGGGAUAGGAGUAACCUAGUUGCGGUUGGGACCGGAGGAGUUCGCCAUGAACAUGUCCUGGUAAAGUGGACUGAUGCAUCGAUAGUAGACAUAUCAUCGGUAACUGUAAGUACUUUUGAAAAUGCCAGAGCAAUCGUAGAUUAUGUCAACGAAGACGGAACAUCCUACCUAAUAACAGCAGAGCAUCAAAAUUUUGAAUAUGCAGGCAUAAUUUUCCCCAAAAAUACUGACCUUUUACAAUUUGAAGUCUCAUCGGAAGAAGCUGCAGUUAUUAAUCUAAAAAAUGAAAGAAUUCAAUCUGACAAGAGCUACGACAUUCGAUUCGAAAAGUAUCAGUUAAUUGUAACGAGCGGUAGCAAUGUUACUAAAUCCGAGAAUAUUCCAUUUAGCCUACAUCCUUAUAUCCUUAGACCAUUUUGGAUAAUAUGGGAUAAAGAGAUAUUAAGCAUAGGUACGGGAAAAUAUUCGGAUGGUCAAGAAAUAUUGACUAUAAAAGAUAGUAUGACUGCUUUUAGCCAUGCUAGAUUUAACGGGAAUAAGACAGAUUGGCGAGUGCCAAAGGAAAAUGCUGCUGAAUUUUUCUCGAGAUCUUAUGUUAAUAAAAUACUGACCUGGAUUGGUUAUAGAUCUUCGAAUAGUCAAGAAUUUAGCGUAAGAUCCGGUCGAGAGAUAUUCAUGAUUCUGACCAGUACACCACUCUCCGAUAGGCCACCAUUUAUUAAAAUUAUCCUGGGAGCAAAUCAAAAUAAGGAAUCCAAGUUUAUUUAUACACAAGCUGACGGCAAGUCUUUUAAUAGAACAUUUCCCCAAUCAAAUGUUAUAAGCCCGAGUCAGAUGAGAAGAUUCCUACUAACAACUGAUGAUAAACGAAUUUUACUCCGUCGAAUGGAUACAAAUCAGGAAAUUAUAUCGGUAACACUUGAAGAUAAGGAUGCAUUUUUCAUGAACUCUAUUGGAAUAUCUGGAUUCGCCCAAUGGCGGUUUCAUAAUGACCAACUGCCCCCAUCCAUAUCUACUACACCUAGAACCACUCCGAAUCCAAACACCGUGACAAAACCCUCAGAUAUCCCAACAACAGAGAGUCCAAUAUUUAAACCAGAUGAAAAUACAAUCCUUCUUGAGACCAAAUCGUCAAUGUACACAAAUGUUUCUAUGGUUUCAAAUGCUUUCUAUGGAUCUAUAAUGUCGUGCAAUCAAACAGAAAUGAUUUUGGCUCGUUUUCCUAAAUUUUUAGAGCGCGACUAUGUAAAAAUCAUAUUUAAUAUGGAUUUUAUUGAAAUAAUUUGUCCUGGAUGCGAACUAAACAACAAAACCUACAACGAAUCUAAUAUGUUUAGUUGUACUAAUUCACUGAAUUUCUGGAUAAAACAUGAACAGUUGUCAAGUAUAAUGAUAGGACGAGGAAGAAUCAUUGGACAGGAUAUACUAAUUAAUUUGAAUGCUAGACUUCCUUACGAACUAAAAGGGAUCGAAUUACGUAGUAGUAGUUUAGCUAAAUGGAGAUUUCAACGCUCAUCUAUUAUGGAUGUUGAAUUCUUAUCCAAGGAUGGAGUCACUUCCACAAUAUAUGAAAAUCAUAGAUCCUUUUUGAUCUUUGCCGUAAAUUUUCAACUUCCGAAUGAAGCGUAUGUCCGUCUUACGACUGAUACUGCAAAUGGCCCUCUCAGUUAUCGAUUCAACAUAUCGAAAGAGACUGUUCAAGUCAACUUUCAGGACGAAAUCGUAGCAAGUGCGCGAAUAAAUCUCUAUGCGUAUAGAUAUCCUUUAAAGUAUAUGUGGAUAUCAUGGUAUAACAAAGUUUUAAGAUUUGGUCGUGGAAGCAUUGUCGGUGAUGGAGUGAUUUUAACAACUGAUAUCGCUCAAAUACCGCAAUUUUCCAGAUUUCAUUCUUUUAACUUCUACAGUAAGGCAACAAGUAGAUGGAGGUUUACAAACUACAAUGAUGGAGAUCUUAUGAUAUCUACGAGAGAAAGGUCGUCAUCUUCAAGAGCACCUUAUGGUUUGACUGGUUUAAAUGCAGGAUUUAUCUGGAAAGUUUUAGGUUGCUCUGAUGCAACUAUCGAAUUUAAAGCAUAUCCUAAUUCAGGAACUUACGGAGUACACAAGAUCAAUUUAGCUCCUGAAGGUGAUACAGAAAAAGUGCGCAUUGAUCUUAUGAACUCUAUUGGAGGUGGUGUUGUUAAGAACGUUAAUACUUCCAUUAGCUCAGUGCUCAGUUGCUAUUCUCUAAGAUCGUACUGGGUUCAUCUUUUAAAUGGGACUUUUAUUAUGGGAAGAGGUGAAGAAGUGCUAAAAAAUGAAAUUUUAAGGUUACAUGAACAAGGAGCAGGAGCCUCUUGGAAGGAAGUUAGCAUCGGAGCUCGAACAGCGGGUCAGACUUUCGAUAUAUUAUAUAUCUUCUCCAAAACACUUUUAACUGAUUUUCAAUUUGAAACAAGAACUAAAAAUCAUAUAAAAGAUUAUUGGAUAGCAGCAAACGAACAACUUUCCUUCUCCGUUCUAGCUUGUGGAAAUGUUAGACUUAUUUUAUCACCUUUUCCAAGAACUGUAUCCCCAAAUUCUAUUGCAAUUAUAAUUGGUAAAAGGGAAAAAAAUGAUACUCUCAUUGAAAUAGGUGAUGUAGGUCGGAGAAAUGUUACUAGUAUCGUAGUUCCUGAUGAUAUAUUAGUAUGUUUAAAUCCGAGUGCAUUCUGGAUUCAUUGGAAUAACGGACUAGUACGUUUAGGGAAAGGAUAUGUUCUGGAAGAAAGUUUUCUUUUGGCUCACGAUAUAUCCCAUAUACCGGAUUCAACGGAAGUGAGAAAUGUUGGAAUGUCGACUGAUAAAGUUCCCUACGGAGAAUGGCAUAUUAAAACAUAUUCAGAAACACCUAUGUACAAAUAUAUCACUCAUUCAAGAACCACUUUUAAAGACAACUUCUUUAGAUUGCCGAGUGAUUCAAAUCAACUGAUAUUUCGUAUUAGAGCUGAAGCUAAUGCUUUCAUAAAUCUAUCCGAAGAUACUCCAGGCGAUCCGGGAAAAGCUCACUCCGUUCAAAUUGGUAUAAGCGUAAAUAAUAGAAUAUGUACAAUAGGAGAAGUUGGACAAGAUCCAGAUUCUAAAAACACCGGUAGAAUUAUAGAUUCAUUUAGAUUUGUUCAAUUUUGGAUUCAGUGGAAUUCGAAAAUGAUUGAAUUUGGAUUUGGAAGUGAUUUCAAUCAAAUGACUAUAAUGGCUUAUAAUAUGAAGACAGAGACUGAUUUGGAUCUGAUUUCUUUUAGAACAGAAUUAAAUAGAGGAGAAUGGUUUAUACCUUACAAUUUAUUUAGGAGCUCUAUUUUUAAGACUGUAAAGGCUGUGGAUUCUAAAUUGUAUGAUAAUAUUUGGAUUCGUCCAAGAGAAUCAGCAUUAACUUUUGAGGUACAAUCCGAAAGUGAUGCUACUGUCUUACUAUCGCCUGCUCGCAACUUUAGUAGACAGAAUGACUAUGAAUUGACAUUUGGAGCUGAAAACAAUACGCGAACAAUUUUAAAGCUGUUGAAGGAUCACUCUAUUCUGAGUAAUAUCUCUACUAAGAAUAUUUUAAGCAGUAAUAAGUUCACUCCUCUCUGGAUAAAUUGGCUAAGACAACAGACCUUAGGCUUUGGACGCGGUCUUAUUUUAGAUAAGUCUAUAAUUGAUGAAUGGUCAUCCAACGAAUCAAACAGUCAUACUAUAACGGAACUUUCAUUUUCUUCUCUAAAUCAAGCCGAUUGGCUAACAUUUAGAGAUGUAGGAAAGAUGAUAAAACUUAGCUUUCAAAAUACAGAGGCACUCUACCCGCUAAGAAAGAAUAUUGUUCUUGUUAUACGUUCAUGCUCUGAUUUAGAGAUAAAGCUAAGAUCAAUUGAUGAGGAAGAGUUUAAAGUUAUUUUUAAAAUAACCCAAUAUGAUGUUACUAUUAACGGACAGUCGAUAACAACAACGACUAGAGACUAUCCUGGUUUACUAUCGUGUUCUGAGCCGGCUCCAAUAUGGCUUGAUUGGUCGGGAUCGCAGCUGGCAAUUGGAAGAGGAACAGUUGUCUUACAACAAGUUGUCCUAACAGCUACUUGGACAAAAAAAUCAUUGGAUAUUAUAAAAUUUGAAUCGGCGAAUGAUGGAAUUUAUAGUGUAAUGAGGUCGUUAGUUUAUAAAGUGAUAGCUAGAAUAAAGAAAAAAAAGACCUUCUCAAUUUCUGUACCUGGAGAGAAUUUUAUAGAGUUGAAGGUACAAUCUGGCGAGGAAUUUAAUGUUAUCCUUUCACAUAUUCCAUCUUUAUUGAAAUCAUCUUCGUAUAGAAUCCGAUUUCAGCGUUUUCGUGUUGAAAUUUAUAAAAAUGAACAACUAAAACGAUUUGGUCCAUUUUCGUUUGUUUCAUCGAAUCGAUAUAGAGAUAUUACUAUUGGUUGGGAAAAUGGUCUUAUACAAGUUGGAAUUUCAAAGACGAUACCGUUAAUUUACUGGCAAGAUUCUAAUCCUUUACUUGUAACAGAGGUGUCUGCUUAUUCGAAGAAUGGACUCUUCAUAUUCAGUAAGGCAGGAGUUAAUACAGUUCAUGGAUAUGUUGAAUCCCGAGAUAAAGGCAAUAGAAUUGUUCUCAAUGAAAAUCAAGAUAUUUGGAGAUUUGACGUAGCAGCUUGUGAUGAUGUCUCCAUCAUAUUAACAAGGGGAGAUUUGUCAGAUGAUAACAUUGAAAUUCGAAUAGGAACGAAUGAUAAUCUAAAUACUGAAAUAAGGAGAACUGUUGGAGGAGAAGUAAUGAAUAGAACUGUAACGCCGAAUAUCCUCAAAUGUGAACGUCUAGAUGCAUUUUGGCUGUCAUGGAGAGGUGGUUUAAUUGAAUUAGGACAGACAAAUAAAAAUAAAGUUUUGGUAUCAUGGAAGUCUGAUUUAAAUAGAAAUCAUCGAUCUCUUCUAUUAAGGAUUCAUUCAAAAAAUUCUGUUUCAUCCUAUUGGCAAUAUACAUACAACAAUGUUCAAUUAAUAUCAUUUUCUGCUCAUCAGAGAUUUUAUUCCUGGACAUGGAUAAUGGUAAAUGAAAGACGGAACUUUGUAUUUUCUGUUAAAGCGUGCACUGGUGUUAUCUUGUACUUGAGUCAAGAAGAUAGAAUCCAUUUUAAAAAUUCUCUGAGAUUAGAAAUUGGUACCUCUUCCUCCAAUGAGGCGAAGUUAUUUCGUGUAGAUAACAGUACGGCAAUAGCAUCUUCUUCAAAAAAAUCUUUACUAUUCUGUGCUGAUUAUAGAACAUUUUGGAUUGAAUGGAAUGAUUCAAAGUAUUUUGGCGUUGGUCAAGGAGGAGAAAUUGGAAAGAAUUUAAUAUUAGAGGCUAAUAAUCACGAAAUACCAAUCCAUUCUUUAGGUUUCGCCAACAAAAAAGAUAAAAUAGACUACGAAAUUGUCAAUUCAUUCGGCAACACUUUAAAUAUCGCUCCAGUUGAUUCAGAUAAAUCUGAUUUUAUUCGAAUGAACGUAACAGAAUCAAAAGUAAAAUUUGGCGUAAGAGCAUGCAACGAUGCAAAUAUACGAAUGUAUUCAAAUUUUGAGAUUGAAAAUUCAACUUUCGAAGCCAAUUUAGGAAUUGAAAAAAACACCAAAACUUCCUUACAAUCAACAAUUGAAAGAAAAGUAGAAACAACUCCAAAAAUACUCGAUUGUGAAAUUGAUCGUCUCUUUUAUAUUGAAAAUAAUGGAAAUGAGACUACUAUAUUCAAAGGAGAUAAGAUGAUAUUUCUUAGUAAAGUUAAGGAUCGCAGUGAAUUUAAAUCAGUAUCAUUUGGUGUAAGAGAUAAAAGAGCUAUAUAUUCUAUAAGCUGGGAUGGAGAAACUGCUGCUCGUGUAAAUACUGUUGGCGAUAAUAAUAGAUUAGGUCAAGUAUGGAUUAGUACAUUGGGAAAAAAUAGUAUCGUCUUCUACGUACAAACAUCAAAAUCUAUUAAUCUUUUUGCAACCAACAUUCCAAACUUUUACGAAGAUUUAUCGUAUAGAAUAUCAAUUACAAGAGAUGAAGAGAGUAAGAUAGAAGUCUUUCAGAGGAUGAUUAAAAGCCCAUUCGAAAAAUUACUAUGCAUUAAGGAUACACCUCCACUUUUGGAUGAAAACAAAAUAAGAAGUUUCUGGUUUGAAUGGCAUCAUAAAGAAUUAUCAUUGGGAGUUGGUGAAGUAACAGGAGAAAAUACGAUAUUAAAUUGCAGUAUUAACAAUGCAAAUGCCGUUAACGCCAUCUCUUUUCAUUCUUCAUCCACAAAUGCAACAUGGUAUUUUGGUAAUAGCUCUGUACCAGUUGAUAAUUCUCCCAUCCCAACAUUACCACCACUACCAAAUAUAAUGCAAGACAACCAAAUCUAUGCAAUUACCUCGAAUGGAAGAGAAAAUGGCUUGGCCGUAUUUACUGAUCAAAAUUCCCUCGUAUUUGAGGUUCAAGCUUGCAUGAAAGCCAUUAUUGAAAUGGCCAGAGUAUCAGAUGGUUUUCAAAGACAAGAAUAUGCAGAAAUAACCCUGGACUACCUUCCCGAUAAGGCUAGAAUUGAAAUACGCACAAAUAAUAACGGUAAACGUGAAGAUAUUACAACUGGUAACCUGUUGGAUUGUGACAUAAGCAAGAAAUUUUGGAUAACUUGGGGUUCGACUAAAAACGGAUCUGAUUAUACUGGCUAUCUCAGAAUGGGGAAAGGAGUUGACGUUGGAGAGGAAGAAAUAUUUGAAAGACUGCAUCCGUUUUUCAAAAGUUUAAACUUCUUUCAAUUAUAUGGAAAGGAAAUAUCUGAUGGAAAAGGAAUUUGGAGAGUAUUAGCAAAUUCAGCAAGAUCAUUUAAAAAGAUGACCAAUACAAACUUUCAACGAAACGUAUUUCAACAAUCUGUCUAUGACACAAGGGAGUCUGUAAUUGGAGUUCAAGCCAGUAAAGAUGCUUUUAUUCUUCUGACCGAUGAAUGGACAUCUCAGUCUGUUUUAUUUGAAAUUGGGAUAAAUGUUAAAGAUUCAAAUCUAGUUUCCAUAGAAGAUAAAAGAACAGGAAUUACAGUAAAUACCACGGAAAGACAUUUAAUUUCUGAAAAUAAGACUGAAUACUUCUGGUUCAGAUGGGAAAAAGGAACGGUAACAAUUGGAAAAGGCUACAAAAUUGGGCAAAAAGUUCUUUUAAUUCAUGAUAAAGGUGACACCGCCAGUGUAGUUGGGUUUGGUUUGGCAACAAAGGAUACAACCGGAUUAUGGACUAUUCCUAAUGAUUUAAAUCAAGACUAUACUAUAAGAAAUCCUAAUGAUAAUGAAUAUCGGCAUUCCUUAAUCACUCAUAUUGUGAAAACUCACAUAGAAUUUUCAAUUAGAUCCAUGUCAGGCUCAAAAGUUAUGCUUUUACCAUACGAACCUCAACCACUUCAUUUGGGACCACUAAAAAAGUUAAAUAAUAGCUAUGAAAUUGUAUUCUCUCCAUUGGGAAAUAAUUCUAUAGGGAUAAAAUUGGCUGGAUCGUCGCAAUAUCUAGGUCUACAAAGUUUUAAAUCAUCUAUUUUAUCGCCUCAAACAUUAAGAAAAUUUUGGGUAUCAUGGAGUGAUUCCCAUCUUCGAGUGGGCUCAGGUGCUUAUCCAAACAAUGAAGCUAUAAAAGUUGCAAGAAGUUCGGUAUCUGUAAACUCAAUUUCCUUCGCCAGUGAUGCACCGACCAAUGCUUCGUUAAAUGAAAUUCGUUUACCUGUAAAUUAUGUUCCAGCUUUGGAUAUUUUCAAUAAGGAAAGUCCAGUAGUAUAUGAUAAAAUAUGGAAAAACCUGAUUGGAAAGAAAGAUAUUGUCUUUACUAUUCGAACUUGUAAAAGAUUUUCAAUUGUCCUGAGUGAAUUCGCAGUUGCAAAUGAUCAAGCGAUAGAAAUUGUGAUAACUUCUGGAGGGAACUCGGAAAUAAGAUCAGGAGUUAAUGGAGCGAUUAUUCUUAGAAGAGAGGUAGGUAAUGUCCUUCAGUGUUCUGCUUGGAAAACUUUCUGGUUAAGUUGGAGAAGGAGGUAUGUUGCACUUGGACUGGGGCCUGAUCCAGGUUAUGAAACCUUAUUAAAUACAAGACAUAUAAACAUUACACGGAUAACGGCAGCCAGUUUUGAUAGUCCGGAAGAGAUAUCUUGGAAAUUUGACGAACAGGAGGAAGAUAUCAUGGAAAUAUAUUCGCACAGAGAUCUAGGCGAUAGAAAUUCAUAUCAUGAUAUCUGGUUCAGUACUAUUAGAAAUGAAGUUGAAUUUUCGGUUAGAAGCUGUAAAACAGUUCGAAUUGCGAUAACAGAUGAUCCUCUUCUAAACGAAUUAAAAAAAGCUACUCAAGUUAUAAUCAUGAAUGAUAAAGUAGUGUUCAGAGAUCGAGAGGCUAACAAAACUAAAUCAAUUUCAAAUGUUAUCAAUUGUAGGGAGUUUAGAACCCUAAUUAUUCAGUAUAAGCCAAUAACUCAGGAGUUAAUUCUUAAAGCACAACAGUCUAAUCAAAUCAUUCUAAAAGAGAAAAUGAAAUACGUAGAAAUGAAUUUUAUCCGAAUAGGAUCGGACGAAGAUGCACAAUGGAGAUAUUCAAAAUCUCAGGGAGUGGUUCAUCAAGUUAAAACAACUUCUUCGACUAUUUGGCAAGUUUUACGUUGGAAUAUCGAGAAAAGAAGAUCUAUGGUAUUUGAUGUCAUAGCUUGCGCUGAUGCUCGUAUGGGCUUUUAUUCGACCAUAUUACAAGGAGUUGUUACAACUGGAUUUACAGUUAUUUUAGGUGAUGAUGGUAAUAGAAAAAUCUAUGUAAAAGAGCAAAAUAGUAUAAUAGGAGAAGCAGAAUUUAAAGAAGAUCUUCUUAAUUGUAAUUUAACAAGGCGUUUUUACGUUAGCUGGUCAAAACAUGAAAUUCUUGUUGGAAGAGGAGAUAUCAUAGGAGCAAAUACUCUUGUAAAAGCCAAUAGACGGCAAAAAGAUACUAUACGAUAUUUGUCGGUUACAUCUGGUACGCUAGCAGCCCCUGUUGAUACAAUAAUAUGGAGAUUUAUGGAUUUUGAAGGCGAUGAGUUUACAUUCCCAAAUACAAUUGGUCCGUCAAACGAUCGUACAACUAUAAACAUAGCUAUACCACCUCAUAGGCUUUCGAUGGACUUUAAGCUUCUAUCUUGUAGAGGUGGCGUUCUGAAUUUACAUGAAUCUGACGAAUUUAGUGUACCAAAUUAUCAAAUAAAUAUCAACAUGGAGGGAGAUGGACUACUCCGAUUGUAUAAAAGGAAAUCGCAAAAAUUGGAACUAUUAGAUGAGACUGUAGUUGAUAAUCUCGUCACCUGCUCCACAGCAAGAUCAUUUUUUGUAUCUUGGAAAGAUGGAUUAUUUAUUAUCUCAUCCUCAAUGAAACAACAUGGCGAUACAAUUUUCAUUGAAGUGAAAGAUUCUUCUCCUUUACCAAUAUUCUUUUCACAAUUACGUUCAGAUCAGUCGGAUAGAAUAUCAUUUUAUCAAUUACAGCGAACAGUAGCUCAGGAAAUAACGUUUAAAAGGGAUUUAUCUACAGCAGAGAAGGACUUAGGUAGUUGGUUCACUCCAUCAACAAUGACUAAAUUGGUAUUUGGAUUAAAAAGUUGUAACCGAGUUAGCAUCAUAUUUGCACCUUUUGUCGGAAUUUUACGAUAUCAGACUUACGAAUUGAGAAUAGGUACAUCUUCCAAUCGAUAUACAAUAUUCCUUCGGCACAGCGAUAAAAGUACAACAAUUGCUAGUCAAUCAACGCCUCGUAUUCUUGAUUGCAAUGAAAUGCGUUAUUUCUGGUUGGAAUGGAAGUACAACGCUAUCUCCUUUGGAAAAGGAACAAUUGUAUCACAACAAAGAGUUAUAGAAUUUCGUUCAACUGAAAAUAUGGACAUUAAAGCUCUAAGAUUUGCUUCUCCAACAAGUUACACCUUUAAAUGGAUGCAAUUUAACAGCGAAGUUCAUAGAAUACAAACUACGAAUGACAACGACGGUCCAUUAAUUGUUCCGUUUAAUAAAAAUUUGCUUAUCUUUCAACUUGAGGCCGAUUUAGGAGCGAGUAUAGAAUUAGUAAAUAUUUCGGACAGUACACAAUCUUUGGCUCAAGCAAUUAUUGGAAAUAGCAACAGUGAUAACUUAAUCAUUAAAGUUCAUGGUGUUACCAACGUUACGGCUAAUAUUCCAGGACUUAUUGCCUUAAAUAGAUAUAAAACAUUCUGGAUGUCUUGGGAUAAAGAUUCUAUAAGAUUGGGCAGUGGAGAACCGUACGAGAAUGAAAUAGCAAAAACCUUAUUCGGUCUUGAGGAUGCAACUGGAUAUAUUUUGAAAACUAUAUAUGAAACCUACGCUUCCAGAUGGCUAAUAUUUCCAUCCGACGUUAAUUUUUUAAUGGCGUACGGUGGGAAAAAUCGAAUUUUUGGUAGUAUUUGGUUAGGGGUAACAACAUACGAUUCCUAUUACUUUUCGGUAAAGGCUAAUGAAUAUGCAAAGUUGAAUUUAGCAUCAAUUAUUGGCAAUAUAAAAGAAAGGGAUUAUACUAUCACCAUUGGAGCUGACAGUAAUCGUAAAAUAGAAAUUGCGUAUAAAAAUGAAAUAAAGGAGACAAGAUUUUUCAAUAAUCCAUUAAAUUCUUUAACUGAAACUUCAUUCUGGUUGAGCUGGGUUGAUGAAAAUCUUUCGUUAGGUUUUGGUACUUCAAUUGGAAAUUAUCAACUUAUCUCUUGGAAAAGAGAUAAAGAUGAUAUAAUUCCAAUAAAUGGAAUAGCAUUGGGAGCUGGAAAAGAUAAACCUAUAGAUAACAGCUGGAAAAUAAUUCGUCCAGAUUACGGUGAAGUUGUUGAUGUUUUCACUCCGAACGUAUACAAUUAUGAUAAGACAUGGUUCAUGCCGCAAAAGGAGUAUGUAGAAUUUGGAGUUCAAAUUUGUCACGAUGCCCACAUCGCUCUCAGUCAGGAAGCAGGUGUAACGAAUAAAAACACGUACGAAAUAGUAUUGGGUGGUGGGCGAAAUACAUUCUCAGAAAUUAGAAGAAGGCGUCAGGGCUCAACAGCUGUUCAUGUAAGAACUAGAAAUAUAGUAAAUUGUUAUGAAAUGAGGAAAUUUUGGAUAAAAUUCUCUAACUCCGAACUAUCAGUUGGAGCUGGAAGCUAUAAAAAUAAUUCUGAACCUUUUAUGGCACAUAACGUUAACGCCUCUCUUAACAUACCAUACAUAUCCUUCUCAGCUGGAUUUGGUAACGAUGGAAGAUGGCAAAUAGCUCAAGAUGACAUUCGAUGGAUGCAAACAAGCACAAAGAAGAAUGAACUUGUAAAGUAUGUUGGUGUAACAAGAGUAGCCAGAGAACUCGUACAAUUUGGUGUAAAAGCUUGUUCGGAAGCUCAAAUAUCUUUGUCAACUAUUCCAGGUGAAACAAAAACCCUGACUUAUUCAGUGAGAAUGGGCUAUGAUAAUCAAGUUCAAGUUUUCAAAGAUCUUACUCUAAUUAAAUCAGUGAAUUAUGAAAGGUUCUUAGAAUGCGAUCAAUUUAUACCUAUUUGGAUAUCAUGGGAUGGGGCCAAUAUAAGAUUAGGCAGAAGCGAAGAACCUGGAGAUAAUAAGGUUAUUGAAGCAUUUUUAGGUGAACAGGCGAACGUUAACGGUCUCUCGAUGAUUAGCAAUGUUGAUGCGUCAUGGGAAUUUUUAUUCGAAAAUUCUACUUCUCAACUUCCUCCAACUUUACCUCCAGUAACGCCUAUUCUACCAGAGGGUGAAUAUCUUGAGCUUCAAAGUCCCAACAUUUAUCUUUACGGAAAAAGUAGUUUUACCGUGUCUGAAGAAUAUAUCACUUUCUUUGUCCAGGCUAAAAAUGAUGCAUUCCUAGCUUUAACAUCAAUACCCGGAGACUACGAGAUCGCAGCAUAUGAAAUCUUAAUAGGCGGAGCAAAGAAUACAAAAACAGAGAUAAGACCGGGAAUAAUGCAACCAGCUGUUAGAUCUAAACAAACCCCGAGAAUAUUAAAUGAAACCACGCCCAAAGCUUUUUGGAUAUCUUGGAGAGAUAACAUAGUUCAAGUGGGCGAAGGAACAGAAGUUUUCAAAAAAACUAUAAUAACUUGGUUCAAUCACAGACAACAAACCAUAAGAUCAGUUGGAAUCACAACAGGAUUUGGUAGUACUGGAAAGUGGUAUUUCCCAAGAGAUAUGCCAUUAUAUACUGAACUAUCUAGAAAAAUGAACGACGUAGCAUUCAGUAUGAAGUCAACUUUCAAACAUUGGAUUUUAUUUGCUGUAAGAGCAUGCCAAAACGUAGAAAUAACCUUUGGAAGAACAAUAGAUGAUGGAGGUGUUUAUAUUCUGUACGUAGGUAGGAACAAUGAGAAAACUGAACUAGAAGAUGUAGCUGGUAAUAAAAAGCUCGUGUCUGUAAGUACACCUAACAUAUUAAGUUGCACUGAGAAGAGAUUUUUUUGGAUUAGCUGGAUAGAUCAGAUAAGUUUUGGUACUUCUUCAACAAUAAAUGAAAAAGUUGUACUUGAAUGGGGUCAUUCCUUAUAUAAUAUUACAUCGGUUACAGCUAUUAGUUCGGAUGAUAAAGAAUCCGAAUGGGCCAUUGAUCAUUUCACUUCAUCGACGCUCAGUGUUACUGGAACGUCUGGAUUUUCAAUGUCUAUGCAAAAGCGUCCCUGGUUUAGUUUCUUAGUCAAAUCAUGUGGAAACGCCCAACUUGAAUUUAAAGUAGAUAAUGCAACAGAAAAAGAAACGUCACAUAAACUUAUUUUCGGUACCGAUAGAAACAGCAAGACAGUUUUAAAACGUAUAAACGGUAAUUCGGAGGUGAUUCUUGCUCAAAACUCUACAGAUAAAAUAUUAGAUUGUAGUGAAUAUAGACCUUUCUGGGUAUCGAUUAUUGCUAAAGAUAGGGAUAAGAAGAGAUGGAUCGUGGGAAUAGGAACAGAUAUAGAACAAAACAUAAUAAUAGAUGUUGACGAAGAGUUCCCACUUGAAGUCACUGAUGUUCAAAUUGCACCUGGCUUUAGUUAUUGGCAGUUUGAAAGGCGAUCGGAAAGGAGUUUAAUGUGGAAUUCUGGAAGAAUUAAAAGUUUCAAUCGAGUACAGCUGCACACUGUUAAUAGAGAUUCAAUUGUGUUUGAUGUUUUCACCACAAAAUAUGUUUAUCUCUUGCUGGAGGAAUACGCAAGAGUUCCAUCUUACAGAUCAUAUCAAGUGUCAAUAGGAGGUACUAGAAAUGAAGUUAUUGAAGUUAGAAACGGUAUAUCUGGACCAGUUUUACAUUCAGUUCCAGGAAAUCCCAACCUUGUGUCUAGUCAGAGAUGGAAUAACUUUUGGAUAAGCUGGAAAAAUGGUUUUCUCGAAUUUGGAAAGGGUACUAAGGUUGGAGUAAGAAAACUAAUGUCCUGGAAGAUGGCACCGCUCUAUAACAUCAGAGUAGUUUCUUUUUCAACUGGACAUGGCUAUAUGGGAAAAUGGCGAUUACCUCCAAUUACUGAUGGGGAACUUAUAUCCACAAGAACUCAUAAUAGCUAUCAUUUAGAUAGAUUCGUGAUGAUACCCCUCCAACCAUAUAUAGAACUAUCUGUCACAGCUGGUUAUUCAAUACUACCCUUCAGUUCUCCCGUUUGCCACAUAAGUUUGAUUGAAAAUCCUGAAAAUAUAACCGAUCGUUAUUAUUUAAUAACAAUGAAAAGCGCUGCAUUCGGUGGUUCAUACGUCAAAGUACAAAAGAUAAUCGAUGGCAAAGUUAUAAAAGACCACAAUGAAACAGUUAAUUUGGUAAAUUCACAGGAAAUGAAGAAAAUUUGGAUAAGUUGGAAGAGUGGAGUUAUUAAGUUGGGUAGGGGGAGCUGGGGGUCUAAGGAAGUUAUUACUUUUGAUGAUUCUGAAAAUUGGAUUAAUACUAAUGCUUUAUCGUUUACUGGAGAUAUAUUUUCGCCGGCAACUUGGCUGAUAUCUAAACAUCUCUCCUCUGAGGUUUAUUCAUAUCAAAGUCCAAAUUCAUAUUUGCCAGAUACACACCUCACUGCUCCGUCUGAUAAGACAUUUUUAUUCUCGGUAAGAUGUAGAUACGGAGCUAGACUUAUCUUAUCACAAACUGCCACAAAUACUAGAGAAGUCAUUUAUGAAAUAAUAAUUGGUGAUUAUAUAAAUACUGUGACAAGAAUUCGCAGGAAAAAGGAGAGAUUCACUAAUAUUGAAGAAGUUCGAACACCCACACCAAACAUCUUAAGUGAUGAAGAGAAACGUCCUUUCUGGUUAAGUUGGAAACACGAUAUAGUAUCUUUUGGAAGGGGUCAUGUUGUAGGAAGGGAAACAGUGAUAGAAUUCAUUGAAAGCUCCAAUGACAUGCUCCCAAUUAACUUUUUAUCACUAGCUUCAAAUGGGAUUGUAAAGGCUGAAUAUUUCUUUGGAACCGACCAAGAAAAAAUCUUUGGAUUACAAUCACCUGCAGUUUAUGAUCAGUAUAAUAAUCAUCGUUUGAGAAUAGACAAUACGAAACAGACCCUCUUCUCAAUACGUUCUUGUUCUCAGAGUCAUGUAGGAAUUUUUCAAAAAGAUCCUACAAGAGCUCGACUUGAACUGGAAAUUGGUGCCAAUGGCAAUAAGGAUACAAUUCUUAGAGACCUUCAAAGCAAUCGGGAACUAAAGGAAGAAGUUACUCCGGAUAUUCUUAAUUGUAGAGCGUUUACAAAAUUCUGGCUAAGUUGGAUAAAUGAUUUGAAAUUUGGAGUUGGCGAAAUAUUCUAUGAAAAUACAAUUUUAACUUGGACUCCAACAAACAAUAACUUUUUAAGCGAAUUUACUGAAUUAGCUUUCUCUGGUGAUCGAAGGUUCGAGGCUGAAUGGAAAAUUCAUUCAACAUCUAAUUAUCAACUACUGGCCAAGACGCUAUCAGAUAUCAAUGCACUACAAACAUACGUUACUGUACCUAUAAUAAACGUUUUGAAUUUUGAGGUCAAAUCUGAUGAAAUUGUUAUGCUAGGCCUCCAUCAAUGGUUAGGAGUUUCAAUGGGAAUGUAUAAAUUAUCUCUUGAAAAGAAUGCUAUAGAAUUAAAAGAGAGUUCAAAUACCUUGAAGAGGAUAGAUAUUGAUAACGACCAAUUGAUAUCGGCAGAUGAACGUCGGCCGUUCUGGAUUGAAUGGACGAAGACUAGGAUAAGUGUGGGAAAAGGAGAGUCUGUUGGGGGUGAUUUAAUUCUUAAUUACAACUCAAGUGUCCGAGAUAUAAAAGCCAUUUCUCUAACAUCGACUAGAAAUGACGCUGAUUGGUUAAUAGAUAAAGAAUCUAUAUCACCCUUUCACACAAUAAUAGCAUCAAAUACGUUAGAAUAUAAAAACGGUUGGAUUAUUUCAUCAACAAAUAGUCUGGAAUUUAGAAUCAGAGCUAAAAGCGAUGCGUACAUUGCUCUAGCUGAAGAAGUUGGAGUAGUUCCACCAAAUCCAUCGACAACCUACGAAAUCAUUAUCGGAAAAGACAAUCAACGAAGCGUGAUAAGGAGAAGUAUAAAUUCUACCGAUUUAGAGGAAAACCAAACUCCUAAUAUUCUGAGUGAUACGCUAUAUAAAACAUUCUGGCUGUCAUGGGAGGAAAACAAGAUUCAAUUAGGUAUAGGAAAUCGAGGAGUUUCUCAGCCGAUAAUAACUCUUAGAAAUGCGACAAGACGUGUGAGAAGCGUUCACUUUGCCAUGAGUACUUCCUGUCAAGAUAUUUGCACUGGAAAAUUUCGAUUCGAGAAGUAUAAGGUCAACUCUAUUACUGUUCAUACACCUGACUCGUCAGUUUAUUCAAGAUAUUGGGCUAGUAUUGAAAAUAACUAUGCAAUCUUAAAGGUAUCGGCUGAAAGGAAUGCAAUAAUUCUUCUGAGUAACGGUGAAGGUAUCUCUGGAAAUUCUUCUUAUGAACUUUCUUACGGUAGCUUUGAUAAUAGUGCACUUAUGAUAAAAGAGCAGGCUGAUAGUUUUUAUUAUCCUUUCGAUAUUAAAAUUCUAAAUAGUCCAAUACCGACUACAAUAUGGAUUAAAUGGGAUAAAGAAUCGAUAACUUUGGGUAAAGGAGGUGUUUUAAAUUCGAACGUAUUUGUUCAGCAUUACUUCCGUUAUCCACCAAUUGUUGUCAGAGCAAUAAGCGUUAAAACUGAAGAUAAUGAAGGAAUUUGGAAUUUAAACAAUCUGGAAGAAGAUCAACUAGUUUCUAAAACAUCAAAAUCUAAGAAAAGUGGUCCAUACGAAGUAAAGACCAAGUCAUUAACAACAAAAAUAAAGACAUGCUCACAAGCAAACAUUACUUUUACCGAUAAAGAUUCAAAUAUUAUGGCAUCAGCUAUUUUGAAUACUUUUGAUCAUAAAAGUAUACUCUUUGUAAGAAAAAACAAUGUAUUAGCGGAAGUCAAGAAAGUGCAAACUCCGAAUUUAUUCACUUGUGGAGAAAAACGCCUGUGGAUGACUUGGUCUAAAGGACUACGUAUUGGCUACGGAGAAAUUAAUCAAAAUCUAUUUUUAGCGUAUACAUCAAAGUCACUGUUAUCAUUUUCUAACGACAUCGCAACUAUAACGUCUGCUGAUUUGAUAACUAAUUCAGAUGCUGUAUGGACAACUUCAAGAAGCGAAAUUAAUUAUGUGCAAUUCUCAAUCAACGACAAAAGCUCUUAUAGCAAUCAAGAAACAGUUCGAGUUAGCGGAAGAAAUAAUAUUAUCGCUUCAAUUAAAGGUUGCAAAAAUGCUUUCGUAGCUUUAGCAAACUAUGAGAACAACUUACAAAAUAAUACUUACGAAGUGGCUAUUGGCAUCAAUGGAAAUUCACGAUUAGCCGUACGUUCAAGUAUUGGAGGACGCAACGAAGAUUCUAUAAUUGGAAAUUUCUUAGAUUGUCAAAAGUGGAAGAAUUUUACAAUUAAUUGGAACUUUACUCAAACUCUUCAAAGCGUUGAGUACAGGCUACAAGUGCAAGGAAAUUCAGAUGGAUACUUAAUAGAUUGGAAAAUUCCUAGUAAUAAAGUUCACGAUGUAAACGUUAUUAGAUUUACGUCAGAAGACGCUCAAUGGAGAUUUUACACGGAUGAUGAAUAUAUUUCUGGACCAAAUAAAACUGAUCCAAGGCCGACACCUUUAGUGACUAAAGCUACAACUUUAUCUAUGGAUUUUACUACACAAGAUCAAACAUCUGCAACAACACCUACAACGAAAACCACAACUCUACCGACUUCGACUACAAUAAAAACGACUACUUCAAAGCCAACGACUCCAACAACGCCAAAGAAGACAACAGUCUCAACAACUCAAACUACAACGAAAAAGGCAACAACUCCAACAACUCCUAAAAAGACAACUACUAUAAUUUCUACAACUCGUACAACAACAAAACGACCAACUACAACGAAAAAGCCAACUACAACAAGUAUAAGAACGACUACCUUUAAAUUAUCGACAACUCGUAUAACUCAAACAACAAAAUUAUCAACGAAGCCGAUAGAUCAGGUACAGCCAACUAAUAGAAAAGGUUUAUCAAGUGGUUCAAAAGCAGCUAUAGCAAUUGGAGUUAUCAUCUGCUUAGUCCUUAUUGUAAUUAUAAUUUUAGCAAUAAUUCGCUUUAAACCAGAAGUUGGUGAGAAUCUGAAUAGAAAAUGGCAGAACUUGAAGAAUUAUAGCCGAAGUGACGGAACAACUCCAAUUAGAAAUAGUACACAAGAUUUUACUGAAGAUAGUAGUUUGUCAGUUAGUAAUGACUUUAUUAAUCCAGUAUAUAAAGCCAAUAAGCCUGAAGGAGAGGCUAUUCAUCUUCCAGAUAUAAAAAUGUCGGCAACAAAAAGUGAGACUGGAGGCGCUUCAUCAAAGGCGUACUCGGAAGAAUAG
Molecule: messenger RNA, 22157 nt
Organism: Dimorphilus gyrociliatus
Lineage: Eukaryota; Metazoa; Annelida; Polychaeta; Dinophilidae
Source: the annotation of a GenBank genome assembly